Messenger RNA from Branchiostoma floridae (Florida lancelet), 828 nucleotides. Its product is annotated as complement C1q tumor necrosis factor-related protein 4-like. The record is from RefSeq and is a predicted model, not a curated record. The transcript has 6 exons. The coding region runs from base 271 to 777 and encodes 168 amino acids. Gene Ontology annotation, molecular function: protein binding. Lineage: Eukaryota; Metazoa; Chordata; Leptocardii; Amphioxiformes; Branchiostomatidae.
AGUCAUUAGUCUAACUUUCACUAAUAGAUAAGGAAACAUAUAAAUAGUACAGGAGUACUCAUGUAUUGAGAGAGGACCAGAGAGAGUGUUAGCUUUGGAGAGUGAAUACAAGAGUCAACCUUAGACUCCUUUUUUUUUUCUUGGGGAUUUGAGUGUUCGAGCAUAGCAUCGGCAGCUAGCAGCACAAACUCCUUGUAUGGGACGCCAUCGAGACCUUCUACAACACCCCUUACACUAAGCACUUUCCUUGUGGCUUCUACAGACACAACAAUGGCAGUGUGGACGCUUGCAGUUCUUUUCGCCGUUUUACAAGUGACGUCAGGGGACAUUGGCAGCCCCGCGAUGGUCUGCACACCAACUACACCCCGUGUUGCCUUUACCCUGACCCGUUCCACCAAUCUGGGUGGGGUGUCCAGUACAGCUGACCUGACCGUGACCUUUGACCAUGUGCUGACUGAUGUUGGCGGCAGCUUUACUGACGUCACCAACCCGUCCGUCUUCAACUGUCAACAUCCGGGUGUCUAUCAGUUCAGCUUCUCGGCACUGUCACUGACAGAUCGUUCUGCCUUUGUCAAGCUGAUGAAAAACAGACAACUUCAGCUUGCCAUGUGGGCUGGGCAGAGUUCUUUCCAUGGCAGCGGGUCAAACACAGCAGUACUGGAGCUGGAGCAAGGGGACCGAGUCUGGCUGGCUAUCGGGAGACCUGACCUAUAUGCCAUACACAGUAACAGUAACCGCUAUGUCAGUUUCACAGGGGUUCUAUUGUACUCUACUUAAGUGGUGUGUCACAGACUCCUACAACUAGCCUGAGGGCAAUGUUCUGUUGUA